CUACAAGCAAUAUGGCUCAAGUAGUACAGCUUUGCAUCCAUAUAUUGUAACCGAUUGGUUGUAUCUACUUUCCCCUUCUCCCACGCGGCGGUAAGAAUUUGGCCCCAAAGUAGGAGAGGGGUUGCAUGAGAACGUGCAGGCUCUAAACACAGUAGGCUGGCGAUCACAGUGAGCAUCCAAAUGCAUUUCUCAUAGUCUGAAGAUAUAUCUUUCUUCCUUUCUGUCUUCACAUCCAGAUACUCGACCAGCUUAGGAUGCCAGAUUCGAGAUGCCCUCACUCACGCCAGAGCAGAUUCAAUAUCAAAUGAGCCACAAAGAUGACGACCGAAGAGCAGGAAUCGUGGCUUCUAUCUCUAUCAUGCUGGCCGUCGCUUAUGGGGCAGUCAUUCUGCGAGUAGUGGCCCGACGGAUUGGUAGAGUGCCCUUGAAAAUGGAUGACUGGAUGAUUAUGGUGGGACUGUUUCUGACUACCUGCUUUGCUAUCGGCUGUUUUCUCUCUGUCGCCCUUGGAAUGGGCAGACAUGCCAUUAUGGUGAAGCAACCGACGCGAAUGGCCAAACAGAUCCUGACGAAUGAGGUCUUUUACACUCCUGCGUCAACAACCGUGAAAUUCAGCAUCCUCUUAUUCUAUCGACGACUAUUCCCGCUGCAGAACGGCCUUAACUGGACCCUACUCGGAGUCGCAGUGUUUUUGGUCGUCUUUGCUCUUGCUCAAAUGGUGAGCGUCAUUAUUCAAUGCACUCCCCCAGCAGCACUCUGGGAUCCAGUAGCUCAUCCGAAUGCUAAAUGUGACAAUUACUCUCCGGCUCUUUUGUUAUUUGCCAUUGUUAACGCUUCAACCGAUGUCUUCAUCCUAUGCAUUCCGCUACCGAUUCUAUGGAAACUUCGAGUCUCGGCUACCAGAAGGAAACAACUCAUUGGAAUCUUCCUGCUGGGUGGUUUGGUGUGCGUAGUAAGCAUCUGCCGAGUAGGUUACGUGACCCAAGUCACCCUGACAGACCCAAGCUGGGAUGAUGUCAACACAGUCAUACUAUCCGCGGUCGAAAACUGUGCCGGUGUUCUGAGUGCCUGUCUACCAACAACGUUGCCCAUUUGGCGUUACCUGAGACACGGUAAAGCUAGUCAAGAGGAGCCAGGACACCAUCUUCAGGAGUCAGAAAAUCCACGUAAAAAGCCAUCCUGUAAGAAGAACUGGUACACCGAUACCAUGCUCCUGAAUAGCAUUGCGAAAGACGACAUUAUCAGCGGCUCGAAUCCAUCUAGUGAGCACACUCAGUCGACAGUCAAACUUUUUAAUCCUGCCUCUGCUAUUCGUGUGACUACCGAUUUCCAACAGGAAGAUGAGAUCGUUUCAGAACGACUGCCUUCUUAUCAGCCGUACGAAUCCGUUUCUCAGAGAUGGUAGUCUUCCGCAAGUAAGGAGUCUCAUUCCAUAUCCAGGUCGACAAGUACGUCAGGAUGGAGUCCGCCUGAAUAUUAUAUCACGAUGAAGUAGCUACCUCACCCUUUGACAUCUUUUCGCGGAGUUUCGAACUGC
Molecule: messenger RNA, 1537 nt
Organism: Paecilomyces variotii
Lineage: Eukaryota; Fungi; Ascomycota; Eurotiomycetes; Eurotiales; Thermoascaceae
Exons: 5
Coding region: 269-1405 (378 amino acids)
Source: RefSeq, a predicted model, not a curated record